GCUGCUCAAGGAUGCUGUGUUUACCCAAACCAUGACGGGACAAAGGUUUGGAAAAUGCAUCGCUUUUUGCCUAUUGCCUUGGAGCUGCCUGAGUGUUGCCCAGAGUGGUGCUGCUGGGCCCAGGACUGCUUUGCCCAGUGCAGGACAUGUCAGGAAGGAGCUGCCCAGAGACUCUGACAACGGAACCUACGUGCACAGCAACAUCUCAGUACAGUGCACAGCUCUGCCCACACCACGCCACGGACACUACUACGUGGACAGAGGCUCAGGCGUCUCCUUGGGAUCAGUCAUUGUGUACUGGUGCGAGGAAGGCUAUCAGCUGGUGGGCAGCGAGAGGCUGUCCUGCCUCCACCCAGAGACCACCCCAUCCUGGAGCCACCCUGAGCCCCGCUGUGAGGCCGUCCCGCCGGCCCCGCAGGCGGGCUCCCGCCUGGCCGUCGCCGCCGCGCUGGUGAGCGGAGCCGUCAUCGCGGCGCUGGCCGCCGCCUUCGCCGUCUGCUGCUGGCGGGAGCGGGCGCGGAGGAGCCGCGGCCCGGGGCAGCAGCGGCAGCCUCGGAGGAAGGGCGGACGAUGGCAGCGCGGCCCCUCGGCGGCGGAGAGCGGGCGGAGAGCCCUCGGGAGGCUGAGGCAGCACCACCGCCGCGAUUACCGCCUGCCAGCCCUCUCCAGCUCCGUGCUCCCGGGGGCAUACGCAGGCUGCAGUAACCUGGCUUGCCAAAGGAGUUCAGAAAACCUGCCAAAGCUGCCCCUGGAGAGCUCACACCCCGGAGCACAUCUCCUGCCCCCAUGGGCAGCACGCCCCCCCGCAGCACCCCACCGCCUGCUGCUGCCUGGGGGACCUGACUGCAUCGACCUCACCCGGGGCCUGCCCCCCGGCUGCUACAGAAGCUACGAAGAACACCAGCUCUUGCACAAGUUUGGGAGGCCAGUUUGAAAAUUUAAACUGUCAUUCAAAUCCCCCCCCCUCUUUUUUUUUUUUAUUCUUCAAAGAUCAAUUCCUUGAAGCUCCACACAGCUCAGGAAAGAAUUUCACAAAAGCCAAUUACUGCACCUUAGUUUUCAAAUGGAGAAAAUUGGACACUCCAUGGUGAAAGGUUUUUUUGAUACCAUCCUUUUAUUUUUUCCCAUGUCCAGAAGUGCACAUUUCAAAGAAACGCCUGGGUUACCACCUUCUUAAUUGAUGAUUUGGGUGAGAUGCAUGAAGUUGAGUUAGAACAGCCCCAGUUUAAGUUAGACGGUAAGCACGUGCAGAGUUUCAGGUUUUAAACACAGGAGCCUGAUUUGCUGUUUGGAGUUCUUUUAAAGGCUGAAAGUGAACAGUGAGUGCCAGUUACCAGAACAAGAAAUCUAUGUCAUUAGGUAAGUGCAAUUCAUUGCACUUGAAUGGAGGCUGAGAUUUAAAGUUUUUCCUGUUGUUCAGAACUUGCAACAUCCUCCCCUUGCUGUAGUCAAUCUUGGACUUGCAAGAUGCAAUGACAAGUGGGUAAAGAUAACCAGUCAAGAGGAAAACAUGAAUUUAUCCGUAGUACAAAAGACCUAGCACAUUUAAAACAACCUGGGAUUUUUCAUCGCUUUUCUCCUGCAUUAGAAAUUCACAUCACAUGUAUCAGGACCAACAGCAGUGCCUGUAGAGCUAGCAUAAGUACUGUAGUUUGCAUUCAGAAGGCAACAACACCCAUAAUUCUGUCCAGGAUUUCCUGCGUGGGUGUGCAUAGGGGCACAUCCCAGGCAACCACCCACAGAGGCUGGCCAGCAGACCUGGGCAUAUGUAACAUGCCUGACACAUGCUGGGCACAGCGGGGUUGAGGAACAUGGCCUCACAAGUGCGCAGGGAUGUUCUUCGUAUCUUGGGAGUGACUACUGAAUUAGUCAAAAGGUGCUGGAAGCCUCCAAGUUGCCGGAUGCACAGGGCAGGGAAUAAGAAUGAGCACCCAGAACAUGAACCACAAGCAUCACUACCAUCCAGCACUCAAAGAUACAAACUCAAAAUGUCCUGCUACAAAGGCUGGGAGUUUUAGGCUGCUAACUCUGUUUCCAUCAACUUCUGCAUUAUAUUUAAUUAAGGCUUCUUUGCUUGAACAGAUGUAAGGUAGCACAUUUUUGUGAUAAAUGCAAGACCUACUUAGUAGACCUCCCUGGAAACACUGCUGCUUCUCCCUGGAAAGAGGGCUAGGGACACUUUUUCUAUUUGUAGUAAUAAUAAAGGAAUCUCUCCCCAUUCUA
Molecule: messenger RNA, 2223 nt
Organism: Oxyura jamaicensis (ruddy duck)
Lineage: Eukaryota; Metazoa; Chordata; Aves; Anseriformes; Anatidae
Exons: 5
Coding region: 32-934 (300 amino acids)
Cellular component (GO): plasma membrane
Source: RefSeq, a predicted model, not a curated record